Messenger RNA from Pelobates cultripes (western spadefoot toad), 16883 nucleotides. The record is from the annotation of a GenBank genome assembly. NCBI's taxonomy places the organism in Eukaryota, Metazoa, Chordata, Amphibia, Anura, Pelobatidae.
GAAUAGAUUUCUCACUGUGAGCCGUCUAGUUCCUAUCCCUGUAAGGGACUUGUGUGUGCUGGAGCUAUAAAGGUCCUUUAACAGGAUAGGAACUAGAUUUCUCACAGUGAGCCGUCUAGUUCCUAUCCCUGUAAGGGACCUGUGUGAGUUGGAGCUAUAAAGGUCCUUCUGCUGGAUAGGAACUAGAUUUCUCACUGUGAGCCGUCUAGUUCCAAUACAUGUAAGGGACCUGUGGGAGCUGGAGCUAUAAAGGUCCUUCUGCUGGAUAGGAACUAGAUUUCUUACUGUGAACCGUCUAGUUCCUAUCCCUGUAAGGGACCUGUGUGAGUUGGAGCUAUAAAGGUCCUUCUGCUGGAUAGGAACUAGAUUUCUCACUGUGAGCUGUCUAGUUCCUAUCCCUGUAAGGGACCUGUGUGUGCUGGAGCUAUAAAGGUCCUUUAACAGGAUAGGAACUAGAUUUCUCACUGUGAGCUGUCUAGUUCCUAUCCCAGUAAGGGGCCAUUGUUAGCUGAAGGUAUAGAGGUCCCUUAGCAGUAUAGGAACUAGGUAUUACUAUCCCAGUAAGGGACCUGUGUGAGUUGGAGCUAUAAAGGUCCUUCUGCUGGAUAGGAACUAGAUUUAUCACUGUGAGCCGUCUAGUUCCUAUCCCUGUAAGGGACCUGUGUGUGUGCUGGAGCUAUAAAGGUCCUUCUGCUGGAUAGGAAUAGAUUUCUCACUUUAAGCCGUCUAGUUCCUAUCCCUGUAAGGGACCUGUGUGAGCUGGAGCUAUAAAGGUCCUUCUGCUGGAUAGGAACUAGCUUACUCACACUGAGCUGUCUAGUUCCUAUCCCUAUACAGGACCUGACCAGUAGGAGGCGAAAAGGUCCUUUAGCAGGAUAGGAACUAGCUUACUCACACUGAACAAGCUAUUUCCUAUCCUCAGAAAGGACAGGGUCCUUCUACUGGAUAGGAAGGGGGUGUAUCCAUCCCAGCAUGCCUUGCACACUUCCUACAGGAGCUGGUUAGGGACAAAUUGUGCAUUGUGCAAAGCUCCCCUAGAGGGAACUGCUGGUAUACACCACAGUAUCCACGUAAUAAUGUAGUCACUAGUCUGUAUAAUAAUACUGAGUAUCUAUACGCUGAUAAUAAACAUGUCGCUCUGUAUAAUAAUACUGAGUAUCUAUACAUUGAUAAUAAACAUGUCGCUCUGUAUAAUAAUACUGAGUAUCUAUACGCUGAUAAUAAACAUGUCGCUCUGUAUAAUAAUACUGAGUAUCUAUACGCUGAUAAUAAACAUGUCGCUCUGUAUAAUAAUACUGAGUAUCUAUACACUGAUAAUAAACAUGUCGCUCUGUAUAAUAAUACUGAGUAUCUAUACACUGAUAAUAAACAUGUCGCUCUGUAUAAUAAUAGCGAGUAUCUAUACGCUGAUAAUAAACAUGUCGCUCUGUAUAAUGAUACUGAGUAUCUAUACACUGAUAAUAAACAUGUCGCUCUGUAGAAUAAUACUGAGUAUCUAUACACUGAUAAUAAACAUGUCACUCUGUAUAAUAAUACUGUUUAUCUAUACACUGAUAUUAAACAUGUCACACUGUAUAAUAAUACUGAGUAUCUAUACACUGAUAAUAAACAUGUCGCUCUGUAUAAUAAUACUGAGUAUCUAUACGCUGAUAAUAAACAUGUCGCUCUGUAUAGUAAUACGGAGUAUCUAUACACUGAUAAUAAACAUGUCGCUCUGUAUAAUAAUACUGAGUAUCUAUGCACUGAUAAUAAAAUGUCGCUUAAUUCCACAUUAAUUCUACAAUGUUAUAUGGAAUAGUAAUGUCUUCCCCCUCUAUUUCAAACCAAUUCUGUGGAAUUUUAUCCUGUUUGAUUAGGGGGAGAGUGUGCAUUAAUUGAGCUGCUUGAUGAUAUAAGAAAAUGUUUUGAAAACCAAUACCUCCAUGCUUAUAUUUCAUAUACAGAAGAUCCUGGCCUAAUCUGGGUUUUUUCUGAAGCCAUACAUAAUCUCUAAAAAUCUUAUUUAUAAGUUUAAGUUGUUGGGGCUGCAUCUGUAUUGGAAUCAUCCUCAAUAGAUAUAUAAACCUAGGGAAAAUAUAUGCCUUAAUGAAAUUAACCCUACCCCACCAGGAUAACUGCAUGGAGUUCCACUGUUUUAACGAAUGAAUACAUUCUCUAAUCAAGGGGAUUACAUUGGCCAUCAUUAUAUUACCAGGAUUUUUCACUAUAUUAAUCCCAAGACAAACAAAUCCCUUUUUUUCCCAUCUAAAGUCAAAAAAUUUAGUUAAAUAUUGAUAAUCUUCCUCUUGCAUAUAGAAGGGUAAUACAGUCGUUUUUUGAACAUUAAGUUUAUAAUUUGACAGUCGGCUAUAACUUUCAAUUACCUGCAUAGCUGCUACUACUGACUUAAUUGGAUUAGUUAGGGUUAGCAGAGUGUCAUCCGCAUAUUGGCAUAUCUUGAAAUGUUUAUCUCUCUUUUUAAACCCAGAUAUUUCGGCAUUAUUUCGUAUUUCAUAUGCCAGAGGUUCAGCUGUUAAAAUAUAAAGCAGCGGGGAUAAAGGACAACCUUGUCGGGUACCAUUCGAUACCAUAAACCAAUCAGACUUAAUCCCACCCCCGACAAUCCUGCUGGAUGGAAAAGAAUAGCAGGCCAAAAUUGCCGACAUAAUCUGCCCUGCAAACCAAAAAGCUUUAAGAGUUGCUUUCAUGAAAUUCCAGCCGACCCUAUCGAAAGCCUUUUCUCCGUCUAAGGCCAUCGUUAAAAAAGGAAUUUUGUUCAUAUGAAUCUUAGAAAAUAUAUUUAAUAUCUUCCUAAUAUGGUUAGAAGACGUCCUGCCUGGUAUAAACCCUACCUGAUCUUUUGAGAUCAGGGAGGAGAUUAUAUUCUUAAUUCUUUUAGCAAUGAUAGAAGCGUAGAUUUUAUAAUCUUUAUUUAAUAAAGCUAUUGGGUGAUAGUAAUUUCUUCUGGAUUUUAAUUGUUUUUUAAAAUAGGUAAGAUAUUUGCAGCCAACAUUUCUAUAGGUAAAUUACCUGUAAUCAUCGCCAAGUUAUAACAAUCUACCAUUCUCUGAAUCAACCUGUCCUUAUAUGUUUUAAAAAAGCAAUCUGUAAAUCCGUCUGGACCUGGUGCUUUAUUUUUUUUCAUAUCAUCAAUAGCGUCACAAACUUCUUGAAAAGAAAUCUCUGUAUUCAAUUGUUCUAAUUGAUAAUCAUCCAGUUUGGGCAGGUGACUGUUCAAAAAAUACCUAUCCAUCUCCUCUUGGGAAGAUAUAGCUGGUAGAUUAUACAGUUUAUAAUAAUAAUUUCUAAAUGCUUCUCCAAUUUUUUUAGGGUCUAAUAUUAUUUCAUUUCCCUGUUUUAUUUUUGUAAUUAGUUUAUUUUUUUGUAGAUUUUUAACUUUAUUGGUAAGUAAUUUAUCGGCCUUAUUUCCCCUAUAGUAGUAAUUUAUUUUCAUAUAUUGGAGGUUUCUAUUUAUUUUAAAAAUCAUAAUUUCAUUUAUUUUAUUUUCUAUUAUCCUAAUUUGAUUUGAGAUAAUUCUUGUAGGUGUCAUAAUAUUUUUUUUAUAGCAUUCACUUAGUUCAAUAUAUAAACUUGAAAGGGAUUCCUGUCGCUUUUUCUUGGUCUCAACUUCUAAACUAAUAAGGUGACCCCUUAUGACGCUUUUAAAUGCACACCACUUUGUAACUGAGGACACUUCGUUAUUAUCGUUAUCCUGCCAGUACAGGUCUAUCGCCUUUGCGAUCUGUUCCCUAUUGAUUUUAGGUAUUAAUGGCUUGUCAUUUAAUUUCCAAUCUGACCUAUGCUUUAAAAAAUUGUUCUUUAGUUGUAUUUUCACCAUAUUAUGAUCGGACCAUGUUACCUUGAUUAUAUUAGAAGAUUUCACAUUUUCUAUCAGAUUUCGAUCUCCGAAUAUAAAAUCAAUUCUUGAAUAAGAACAAUGGGUCUUACUAAAGCAUGUGAAAUCUUUCUCUGUAGGGUGAAAAGUCCUCCAGCAAUUAAGAAGGGCUUCACUUUGUAUUAUAUUCCUAAAUUUUUUUGCCUGAUUUAGAGCAUUCCUUGAGGGGAUUUUAGACUUUUCAGACUGUCUGUCUAUAUUAGGAUCAGUUACCAAAUUAAAAUCGCCCAUAACUAAAGUAUGGCCUUGUUUGAUUUUAUUUAAUUGCGCAAAAAAUUUAUAUAAAAACUGUAUCUGAGAGGUAUUCGGGGCGUAGAUAUUAGCAAAUGUAUAAAGUUUAUCUUCUAUUGUACAUACUAGAAUAAUCCAUCUUCCCAUCGGAUCAGUUUUAGAGUAGGUAAUCGAAACAUUUAAUGUCGAAGAAAAGAAAAUAGCUACUCCCCUCUUUUUUUUAUCUUUACAGGAAGAACAUACUGAACUAGGGAAAUCUUUAAAUCUAAAUUUCCCCUCUUCUGCUCUACGCCAAUGAGUCUCUUGAGUACCUACAACUUGCGCCUUUUCUCUUCUAAUAUGGUCAUCUAGGAGUCUCCUUUUCUGUGGAGAGUUCAGGCCUUGUGCAUUAAUAGAGACUACAUUAAACAUAAAGAUUUUAUCUUAUCUUUUUCUCUUUUUUUUUCUUUCCUUUCUCCCUUCCUCUCUUCUCUCCCUUUCCUCUCUCUUUACUUUAACCAUUCUCUUUCUCCUUUCCUCCCCAUCUUUUUUUCUCAAAAUCGCAUCCCCCUCAGGAUAGGUAUCUUUUUUUGCUAAUUCAUAUAUUUGAAUCAUCGUCAACUUAUAACAAUCAGAGAAACACAAAACAUUUACAUUCACAAACACAUUUACAAUAGACAUCCCUUAAAGGAAGUAUAGAUGGACCUGUGAUGUUUCCUCUUUCACAGAACCUCCAAAUAGAUCCUAUAUAGGAUCAUUAUUAUGAUACUGAACUGCCCCUUUUGGAGAGCAUUUGAGCCAGAUAUUAAAUUUAGACCCCCGAUUGAUACUCUACAUAGUUAACAAUAGGUAUAAAAAAAAACAAGAAAAAAAAAGAAAAAAAAAAAAACUGUCUUAUCAAUCUCUACCUUAACCUUCUCCCUCCCCUCACCCACUCCUCUCCCAGAGGCUCUCAAUCUUCGUGCCUAACCUAGUAUAUCCUUUUAUUUCUAUUAAACAUAGAUUAUCAUAUAAUCCAAAAUAAACCUAAGUGAUUAAACAGCCCCUUUCCAAAAUUACCUUAUCAUAUCAACCUUUGUCUUUCUAUCCUUCAAUAUCUCUAUUUAAUUCAGUAUUCUAUAUAUCUUUUAUAUUCUUAAAUUCUCCUAACAGUAGCUUAUCAAUUUACACCCAUUAUGUGGAUUCCAGCUUAAAAUUGUCGAGCUGUAUUUAAAAUAAUAAAACUGUAUUAUUUAAAUUCUCCUCUAAAAGUCAGUGCUUAUUUGUGAACUAACGAAUUAAGGGAAGUUUAACCCUCAGAUCUUCCUCUCAAACUCUUCCUAAGGCAAAUUCAAUAACACUCCUCUUCUAUUCUAGUGAUUAUGUGUUCCCAAUUCCUUCUUCAAUAAAAUUUCUUCAUAUUUAACAUCUAUUAUACAUCAUUUUCUUACAACCUAUUAUUGCUGUGCAUACAGAGGACAACAAACACCUCUUUAAUUAACAAUAAUAUCUGUGUGAACCAAUUAUGUGAACAUCUAGUAUCUUACAGUGACUAAUAAAAACUUUUCCGUCAAGUUUUAAUUAAAUGUAUAAAGUUAAUUUGCUGAUAUCUAUAGUAUAUUCGCUCCCUCCAAAAACAUUAUUUCUGUUUCCCAAUGUCGAAUUACACUCUUAAUGACUGAGAUUAAAGGAAUCCCUGCGUGUACAAUCAUUCCCAAAAACCCUCCUAAUACAUAAUAGAUAUGAUACUUUGUCGUGGAUAAAGUCUCUCUUCGUCUUCUUUAUCCUCCCCUUGGAUCGGGUAUAGGUGAUAAAGCAGAAAGAAAAAAAAAAAAAAAAAGAAAACCUUUAUUUUUCAGUUAUACAGCUUCUCUCCUACGUCCUUUAUCCUCAUCUCCUUGAUUAUCCAAUUCAAAAUUCUGCUCUCUAAACCAUUUUGAAAUUGCUGUAACGUCUGAAAAGGAAUAUGACCUUGCUUCGUACGAAACAAUAAUUUUACAGGGAUAUCGCCAUGCAUAUCUGAUGUUCUUCUGAUGCAGGAUCUUUGUGUAAUUUGCAAACGAUUUUCUUUUAAUCCUAGUGUGGUAGGAGAUAUCCGGAAAAAUCAUAAUGUCACUAUGUGGAUCCUUCAUCUUAAUAAGUCUUGAUGCUUUUAAAACUUGUUCUUUCAUUUUAUAAGACGAGCAGCAGAUCAUCACAUCUCUCGGUUUGCUUUGAUCCACAUAUUCUGGUUUCAUAACUCUGUGACUUCUUUCCAGAAAAUUUAAUGAGUUUGUCAUUUGUAUGCCCAAUUGUACAAAAAUCUCCAUUAUAUGAUCUUGCAGUUUAUCGCUAUUGAUAGAUUCUAUAGCCUGCCUAAGCCCUACAGUAAAGGAAAAGAUUGUACAGCAAAUGCUGAUGCCAAUCAUUGAUUAUGGGGAUGUAGUAUAUGCGUCUGCAUCGCAAUCCCACAUUAAUAAACUCAACACAUUGUAUAACUCGUUCUGCAGAUUUGUGCUACAAUGUAAUUACAGGACCCAUCAUUGUGACAUGCUAAAGGAACUAAACUGGCUGUCGCUGGAAUCCAGACGCACCCUUCAUCUUUCCAGCCUUGUUUUUAAGAGCUUUUCUGGUAAACUCACACCCUACCUGAACAAAAUGCUUUCCCCAGCUGUUCCCACUUUCUAUAACCUCCGAUCCAGUACAAGCACUUUACUUAGUCUACCUCAAUACAAAAAGAAAGCGGCCCGAUCCUCCUUCUCCUACAGAGCACCGCAAUUGUGGAACGACCUCCCGCACAAUUUAAAAUCUUCCCUAAGCCUAAAGUCUUUUAAGAGAUCCCUCUCUACAUACCUCAAAACAGAAUGCACAUGUCAUGGUUGAUUAUAUAUUUCCUGCCUGUUCUAUGUUAAAUUUUGUAUAUAUUGUGUAUUAAUAUUGUUUUUGUAUUUUGUUGUACCUAAUGUAACAAUGCAAUGAUUUGUGGACCCAGGACAUACUUGAAAACAAGAGAAAUCUCAAUGUAUCUUUCCUGGUAAAAUAUUUUAUAAAUAAAUAAAAAUAAAUUCUGGGAUUCCCCUGAUUCUUAGAUUAUUACGUCGGGAGCGAUCUUCCAGAUCUGCAAUUUUAAGUUCCAUAUCCUCUAUCUUUUUGUUUGUCUUCCUCAUAGAAUCUUCUGUUGUCGCUUGCUGAAAUUCCAUUGAAUCUAGUUUUUCUUCAUACUGCUUGAGUUUUUUUCCCAUCUGUAAUAGCUCCAUUUUGAAUUCCAACAGACCUUCAUGUAUCUCCUUUUUAAUUUUCUCAAGUUGCCGUUCAAAACCGGACUCAAGAUACAUAUGUAAUUCAUCCGAGCUAUGUUCUUUUGGACUUAAAUUUGAGGAUAUGCACUUUGGAGAUAGAUGUUCUGCUUCUUUAAAUGAUUGAGAGGAGGAAUCUGAUAUAUUUUGUUGAUCUGAUUCCAAUUUCUGUGUUUGCACCGGAACUAAGGAGGAGAGCCUUCUAUUUGGCUUACUUUCUAACUUUCUUUCUCUUUUCAUAAGCUGUUUGUUGUCUUGCCCUUUCCUAGUAGUCAUCUUGAAAAGAGAAAAAAAAAAAAAAAGGAUUCUCCUUUAAUCCAGAUUCAGAAAGACCUUUGUAAUGUUGACACUUGUUCCACGCCCUUAGUGCGUUUGAUUUUCUACAUCUCACACCAUUAAUUAUAUCUUUCCGUGUUGCAAGCUUAUUUCUACUAAAGCCAUUUCCGUGUAUAACAUGCUUAUUGUACUUUAAGGGGCAGAUGGAAAGGGAAAAAAAAAAGAAAGAAAUUUGUAUUUUUCAGAUGUCCUUCUUUUUUUUUUUUAAAUCUAUAGUAAUUUCCCUUCUUUUCUUCACUUUAUUUUUCACUUCACUUUGCCCCUUUAUCUUCUUCCAAUUUGUCUCCUCAUAUAUAAAAUGUUGGCAUCUGCUUAAACUACCAUAUUUAAUUGUAACAGAUUGGCAGUUUUAAACACUUAUACUUGUUUCACUUUUUCCUAUUUGCUUUUAUAAUCUUAGUUGUUGCCUCUUUAAUUUAUCAAUAUAUCCUUCAGAAGUCUUACGGAAUACUGUCUUGCUGAUAUUUAUAUUUAGCUUUUAUGAUAGUCAGCUUAGUCAGAUAUCUUUGUAUUGAUACUUGAAGCACCAGACCCUAUCAGGGUGCGAGAAAACAAUUAAACACGUUCCACUUUGCAGAGGUGAACACGGAGAAUGAAUAUAUAUAAAAAAAAUUUUUUUAGAUGUCUUGAAAUAUUAAGUGUUGACAGCAAUUCUCGAUUAUGUUCACUCCCCUAUGUUCACUUAGCGGAGCUAUUUCCAAAAAACUCCUGCGCCCUCUAAGCCUUUCCCCACCAAACAGCUUUUUCAGGGUAUAUCAGUGAAGCUCUGCUGAAAAUCGCUCCACUUACCCUCACAGUGUCUGUUGGUGCGUCGCUUGCUUCAGGCUGGGCACUUCCGACACUCAUCCUCCACCUUACAAUGUAUCUAACUGAUGGUCACUUGCUGGGGGCCCUUCAGUUUUCCCCGGUUCUCCCCCUCGGUUUUCCGACUUCUGAUUUCGCGGAAUCAGCUUCAGACAGCUUCAGGCAGCUUCAUGCAGGUCUCGUCCGAUCGGGCGUCCUGAGGCUCAGCUCCCUAGGGCGCCAGCAUCUCCGCGUGCAAGGACGUACGCUCCCACGCGUUCACGUCCUACGUGGUAAAUUUACUGUUAAUAUAUUAUCUUUAUUCCACCUGCAGGAAUGGAAUUUUAUAACCAUAUAUUUUUGUAGUUAACUAAGUUUUCUAAUGAUUGUAAUCUGACUGAGAUUUAUCCAAGCAUAUAUUCCUGCUAUGAGUAAAAUUUUAAUUAAUUUCAUUUAAUUAAAUUUAAAAAACCAACAUAAUUACCAGUUAGGUUGUACAUUUUCUUAUCAGAUGAAUUCAAAGAUCUGUCCCAGGAAUUGUAUGCAAGUAGGAUUGAUGUAUGCAGUAGAAAAAGUUUUCAGAGUUCUGGAUUAGGUGUCCAGGAAAGUGUUUCUUGAGUUGUGUCAAAGAGAGUUUGUCUGAGUCUGUGAGUGUCAGAUGUUGAAUCUUGAAUGUCCAAUGUUGAAUGUCUGAAUGUUGAAUCCCUCUCUUCCCUUUGUCCUUACUUUUUAAAGGGCCAAACUCUAUGCACAUCACUAGUUGACAGGACCAAUAGGGAACUGUAGGUGUGUCAGACCAUAAUCUAGGUUUUUUUUGGUCAGUAGAUAGCGCAAUUACAUCACCAAAAUGUCUUGUCAUGGGGUCCAUUUGCCUUUAUGCCUGAUGGGUUAACUGAAUUUUAUGAUGAUUUUGAAGUCAUUUACUUAUCCAUUUUAUGUCCAUUUAACUCAAAUUUGCUGCCAAUUUCAAAGGCUUAUCCCAGACAGAGCGUCGGCAAUUCCAAUCGUAAUUUAGAAUUGACACCUCCUAACCUUAAUUUCAUCCUUUUACUUACAAUGGGACUUUGUAGGAGUUAGAAAGUAAAAUUAAUUACUAAGUGUUAUCUGUUACUAGUGUCUGGUUCUUUUGUGAAGCUGUGUGUAAGAUUAUUUUUCUAUCCCACUAACAUUUAUUAAAUAAUAUAUUUUUCAUUGAUAUUUAACAAUGAAUAGUCAAUAUUAUUAACAAAUACUGAUUAUAUUUAAUUAUUAAUAGCCGCAAAUAUAAGUGGAUAGUGUGUAUAUGUUUAUAUAAUUAUGUAUACAUUUGUCUCUCUGGGUUAGUAUUCCAUUCCCCAUCCUUGUGAGACAUCAUUGCCUUAUCAUCAGUCUUAGGAGAUAACAUUAUUUAAAAAUAGAUAAGCAGAGAUAAGAAAAUACAAUUUCCAAAUUAAGACCCCCCAAACAUCCAUCUCGACUCAGUAUUAACAGUUUGGUCUAAGUAAAGGACCAAUAGUGCUGGGCUAUUACGUUAAGAAAUAUGUGUCUGUCUCGUUUAUGAUGUUGGCUAGUGCUAGUUGCACUGUUCCCCAUGUGUUUCAUCUGUUGGUUCAGCUGGAUAGACUACCAGACAAACUGUGGAGUUACUGGGUGGCCACCAUUUCAUGUAUCAGAGGCACAUGGUGAGAACAAUGGAUGGCGGCCAUUUUAACUCACAGACACUGUUUUGACUUUUCUACACAGUGCCAUCUCACCGGUAUUUGGUGCAAAAAAACAUAGUUCAGUAGUUUUAAACUACAGAACAGGGGACACAUUUAACAGUAAUUAUUUUUCAUAUAGCCUGUAUAUGUUCUGCCGAAUCUGCAUUAAACCGUAUCUUCCAAACUACUGAAUGGAUCUGGGUGAAUUUUGUAUAUGUGGUUCACCCAGAUCCCCCGGUUCCGAGGAUAUAUUUUUUAUGGGGUUAUUGCGUGUUUUGGGGUUCCUGUGGUAUGUUUUAUAAUACUGUAUUUUCCUGCCUGUGAUAAUUAAGUUAGUCUAUUGUGUUGAGAUAAUUGUAUCACAGGCAGAAGGGAGGAUUUCUGAUGUAAUGAAGGGAGUGCUAGCUGUGUUGUAAUGUGUUAGGUUGUAUAGGUUGUUCUUCAAAACCCUGUGGGCAGUAGUAUGUUUGUAGAAUGUGAAUAAAAGAGGCUGUAUGUGCCAGUACAGUCAGUUCUUCUUGACCCUCAACACGUAGUCUUGUCUCAUGAUUGGAGGGGACAGCUAUAUUCACACGGGGAUUGCUAUGCUUUGCAUACUCCCUUGAGCUUUAAUCACUUGGCUCUUUUAAGAGCUUGUUCCUGAUACGCUGUCCUGGAGGAAAGGUCUUCCCCACACGGUCCUGGAGGACAGAAGCUGAUCCAGGGUGGACAGAAGGCAUCGAGACUCCAGUUAAGCUACGGCGGUUGUGGAGUCUGCGGUGGUUGUGUUGUCCGGUGCGGUACUUGUGGUCCUCAGAGCAAGCUAGGAAGCAUCCAUUAACGGAAGGUUCUGUUACAUCCGGUAUUCCUCGGAGUCUUUUGUUUCUUCUGUGGUGCAUGGCCUCCAAAGAUGUGACCAUUUUGGUGAGUCUCUGGAUCUGCAGGGACAUGGUAGUCAUUUGGGUUUGGGUCUCUGCUAGUCGGACGUUCCAUUCUCCCUCUCGGGAUUCAACUUCCCCCAAGCGGUGAGUCAGGGUGCCGAUCUCUGACUGUAUCCCCGCAAGGUCCGCUUUCCACACUGCCCGCAGGUCCAGAAGCAGACGUUUAAUGUCCCCUUUGGUGGAUGGGGAUGUGUCUGUGUCUGAAUCCGCCUUCUGGUGCAUACCGCUGUCUGUCUGCGAGGCCACCAUGUCGUCCUCCCCCACGGAGUCAUCCGAGGUGCUUGAGCCUCGUGGUCUGGCAGGGGCCAUCUUGGUCUGGGCCUGGAGUCAUAAUUUUGACCGAACGUGCACAUGGUCCUAUGACAAAAACAGUUCCAGGGAAUCAGGGCGAACGGUUGGUCUCUCUUUCUGGAGUACAAAAGUAAAAAAAUUACAUAAACUCAGCAUUUUAAAGUGCAUUGGGCAAGGUAUAUUGCAGGGCCCAUAGUCCUGAGGGAGGAUGCUGGCCAGCAGGCACCUCCAAGAACCUGUGACGAGGUUCAGUUUGUCAAGCUCAAGCACAUAUCCAAAUCCUCCCCCGGUUUAGGAAGCAAAGAGAUAUUGGCUUCCAGGCUUGAUCUGGGAAUUUUUAGAUUUGAGGAGAUGGAGUUUAUGGCUUCUAAAAGUUGUUUGCCUAAUUAUUUUUGGAAGGUUUUAUAAUGAGUGGCCGAGAAACCAUCUGGGCCUGCUCUUUAAUUAAUAUGGCUGACUGAGCUUUGAAGGCAGCCGGACACCUUUAGGAACAUGGAGGCAGCCAUCUGAGUUAGCAUACAGCCGCCCACCCGCGGGAGUAUAUAGCCGGAGCAUUGUGGGCAGCGUGCGAUUGAGCAGUACUCUGCCUGUAGCUCCUCUCUGCUCCCUCGCGUUGUCUAAUGAUGCCGGGAGCCAGAAUAUGAAGUCACUCCGGCCCUGGCUCUCCUAGUCCAGAGAGCGCAGCAGGAACAGCUAUUUUUAGAGCUGUUCCUGCUGCGCUCCCUGGACUAGGAGAGCUGGAUCCUCGUCUUGGGUCCAGGGUGGGUGGAGGGUGGUGAGACCCUAACCAAGCUUCGGCGGUUCGUGGGGUCUAUGGUGAUUAUGGUGUUCCAGUACAGUGUUUUAUGUUACUCACAAGUACUAGGAAGCAGAGAUUGACUGUGGUACCUGUUCGGGGGGCCAUGCGUUCCGUCACAUUGGUGGCAGCGGUGGGACGGCAUCUUAGUGAGGAGGAGCAUCCUGGAGACACUGGUAUCGUAUGGAUUUAUAAUUGAGGGCAACGGUAGCAAUCGGGCAGUGCGCCUGGUUGCAGUUGAACAAGCUAGCCCCCGGGCAGCAUCCCCAUACGAGGAGGAGUUUCAGUGGAGACUACAAGGCGCCCUGGCACAGGAGUAUGGCCCUGUUUCAGCCGAGGAUGAACUGAUAUGGAAAGAUGUGGUACGACGAGAGCUCUGGCACGAGGCACUGGAGCAGUCUCAAGCUCAAGGGGCAGAGAGCCUUCCCAGCUCAGAUAUGCACAGACAGAGGCAAACAGUUGCCUUUACUGAAGUCUCUUCCACGUGAAGAGUGCAUCAUAGAAUUCCAGCGGUUGAUCAGGAAGGAACUGUGACUGGGUGAGGCAUACCGGGCGCUACAAUGGUACUCGGUGCAAAGGUGCCCCUGGAUGAAUAAGAGUGAUUGUCCAGAGGGUUAUGACUAUGAUGGCCCUGGUCUACUAUGGGAUGCUGUGGAGGAGAACAGUGACUUCGGCAGCCCGGAAGAGUCUAGAUAUUGGGGCAUUCGGGAAUACCUUAUGGACGAGCUAGAGCUUCCCAGUACUGCAGACCUGGGAUCAAAUAUCACCUGUCUGGUCGCUAUAGAAUGGGAACUGGAGCAGGAGUACCAGACAGAGUUACAAUGUAAGACAAUCCCUCCCAUCUGCCUGGGAGAUAAUUGAGUCAAUUGCUGUAUCAACUCAAUUAUUUCCAGGCGAAAAAAGAACAUAAUUUACAGACAUUUAGAAAAUACCCCCAAACCACACAUAAACCCCAUAAAAAAUAUAUCCCCUGAUAACCCCGAUCUGGGUGAGCAACAUCUCCAAAACUCACCUAUAUCAGUUCAGGGGUUCGGGAUUCGCAUGGAGGUCUUAUAUCUGACGGAUCACACUCGGGGCUCCUGCCCAGAAUAGCUCUAUAGAAUCAGGCUAUGUGGCCAAUCUCUUCUGUUGGCUUAAAAUAUAACGAAAUGUCUCCAAUAACUGUUCGUGGGAAAGCUAGUCGUGUGCAUCUUGUUUAGGAGUUGAGUUUCACCGAACGCGGAUGAUUUGGAACGAACCUAGGUGAUCCUGGAAGUCUCAGUGGUGUUUGGGCCGUUGAGUGUCCGAAAAUAGUUCCAUACACUCGACGACCAAACACCGCUGGACCAGUUCAACAAAACAAUAUGGCCAUCGUUCGUGCAUUCGAAUCAACGGCCAUCCAGUGAACCACUUAGAACGUUCAGAGUUGCGGUUAGAGCAAGUGUCAGUAAGGUCAAUUGGAGGCACAUGACUGCUUUAGGUGGUCCAAGGGUUUGGUAUAUUAUUCGGUAUAUGACCCAGCUGGGGCAAAUCUGUUCGGUUGAGUUCGUAUACCGAUCCAGGCAAAAAUAAAAGUAAUAUUCAGGAACAGGGCAUCUGUUACUGUGGGUAAGUUAUGCUUUAUGGACUAAAAGUAAUUUUGCAAGGCAAAUAAAAAGUGUGUGACAGAACCAUCUGUCCGUGGACUACUUCUAUUCCCCCUUUAGUUUCGUCUGUUUGUUCGGUUACUUGCUUGUCCGUAUGCCCCCGUUAGUUUAUUUUCUUAACUCUCGAAUAAACUGCCAAACAGCCGGCCACCCAGCAAGGAAGUGUGCUGCUGGUUAACCUCUUGGCCCCAUUAGAACGUUGAGGUUAACCGCAGACACCUCUUAAUUGUCAAAGGUAGCCUGGGUGGUCGUCAUUCGUAUGCCGACCACGAGGCGGCGGCCAUCUUGGACGCACGAAUGCCCAGCGGUGUUCGCCGACGAUCCCCUGGAACUAAAAACUGAUACUAUUUCUACCGAACACAGCUGAAGCAGCCGACCUCCAUUCUCUGUCAUCCAGCAUACGAACACUGGCCCGUUCGUUAUUUUCUUCCACGAAUGGACUUACCCCAGAUAGCCAUCCCAUUUGUAUACCGAAAGACCAUGUGAAAGACUUUGGCUCAAUGGCAAUUGAACUGUAUGUAUGUGAUCUGAGCGCCAUUCGGUAAUAAUGUGCGCUCAGAUCUAAGCUAUCUGGGGAUACGUCCUGGAGGAAAGGUCUUCCCCACAUGGUCCUGGAGGACAGAAGCUGAUCCAGGGUGGACAGAAGGCAUCGAGACUCCAGUUAAGCUAUGGCGGUUGUGGAGUCUGCGGUGGUUGUGGUGUCCGGUGCGGUACUUGUGGUCCUCGGAGCAAGCUAGGAAGCGUCCAUUAACGGAAGGUUCUGUUACAUCCGGUAUUCCUCGGAGUCUUUUGUUUCUUCUGUGGUGCCUGGCCUCCAAAGAUGUGACCAUUUUGGUGAGUCUCUGGAUCUGCAGGGAAACGGUAGUCAUUUGAGUUUGGGUCUCUGCUAGUCGGCCGUUCCGUUCUCCCUCUCAGGAUUCAACUUACCCCAAGCGGUGAGUCAGGGUGCCGAUUUCUGACUGUAUCCCCGCAAGGUCCGCUUUCCACACUGCCCGCAGGUCCAGAAGCAGACGUUUAAUGUCCCCUUUGGUGGAUGGGGAUGUGUCUGUGUCUGAAUCCGCCCUCUGGUGCAUACUGCUGUCUGUCUGCGAGGCCACCAUGUCGUCCUCCCCCACGGAGUCAUCCAAGGUGCUUGAGCCUCGUGGUCUGCCGGGGGCCAUCUUGGUCUGGGCCUGGAGUCAUAAUUUUGACCGACCGUGCACAUGGUCCUAUGACAAAAACAGUUCCAGGGAAUCAGGGCGAACGGUUGGUCUCUCUUUCUGGAGUACAAAAGUUAAAAAAAAUUACAUAAACUCAGCAUUUUAAAGUGCAUUGGGCAAGGUAUAUUGCAGGGCCCAUAGUCCUGAGGGAGGAUGCUGGCCAGCAGGCACCUCCAAGAACCUGUGACGAGGUUCAGUUUGUCAGAGGGAGGUAGCUCAAGCACAUAUCCAAAUCCACCCCCGGUUUAGGAAGCAAAGAGAUAUUGGCUUCCAGGCUUGAUUUGGGAAUUGUGCUGCUGGUUAACCUCUUGGCCCCAUUAGAAUGUUGAGGUUAACCGCAGACACCUCUUAAUUGUCAAAGGUAGCCUGGGUGGUCGUCAUUCGUAUGCCGACCACGAGGCGGCGGCCAUCUUGGACGCACGAAUGCCCAGCGGUGUUCGUCGACGAUCCCCUGGAACUAAAAACUGAUACUAUUUCUACCGAACACAGCUGAAGCAGCCGACCUCCAUUCUCUGUCAUCCAGCAUACGAACACUGGCCCGUUCGAUAUUUUCUUCCACGAAUGGACUUACCCCAGAUAGCCAUCCCAUUUGUAUACCGAAAGACCAUGUGAAAGACUUUGGCUCAAUGGCAAUUGAACUGUAUGUAUGUGAUCUGAGCGCCAUUCGGUAAUAAUGUGCGCUCAGAUCUAAGCUAUCUGGGGAUACGUUAAUUGUACCUAAUACAUUAGGUAUUUUUCCUGUUAUACAUUUUUGUGUAUUUUUCACUGUCACAUGUAAAAUGUCGAUUUGCCUCUAUCCUCUGAGAUAAUUGGAUUACUUCUUCAACUAUCUCCAGGAUCGAGAGGAGGGUCUUUUCGGCUAAAGGGGAGUGUUUAUGCCUGAGCCACUGUGAUUGGCUACUGCAUCAGUCCCCUAUGGGAGUGUCCACCUGGUGGAAAGCCUGCAUAAAUACCGGGCAGGUAGUCGACAUUAAAUCGGAUAUCUGCUUAACCUUCAAUACGGAGCUUGGUCUCGUACUUGGGGGUUUUGGAUUCGUAUGGUUUACUCGUUUGGCUGUUUGAUACGUGAAGGAUUUCAUAUGGUUCCAGUUCGGCUGAUUGGAUCGUUCGUCUAGCCACUUCUCCCUUCGGAAGGUGAACCCCCUUAACGGUAUUAACCCUUACUAUACUUGGGUGUACCGUAACAAAGUGUAUAAACAAUUUUUAUAAUGCAGGGAAUUAAAGUACUAUAUAUAUAAUAUAUAUAAAAAUUAGGUUCUUGCUCAAUCACCAUGAUGUUUCAUAGUCAGAUUUAUUAUCGUUCAUAAAAAUAUUGUCAGUUUUUCUAAGUAUGGUAAACAAAAAAUAAUUUAAACACAGAUUUUAUUUAACUCCCAGUACAUUUCCACAUUUCCACCAGUAGGUCAAUUUCAAUAGCACAACCUUCUAGUAUAAGUGGUAGAGGCUAGGAGUGAAAUAAAAAGAGUAGUAGAUACUUGGCACAGCCUUCCAGUGACAGAGGUGGGGGGGGUGGGGGGAGAAUAACCGUGAGAUUAUGUGCUUCAUGUGUUUACAAUAUAUGUGAUAUACACAGAAUCUGUAAUUUGUUCCUCUUUAUGGACAAAAUCUAAUUUAGCAAAGAAAAUUCAAGUAAAAAGGAGUAUACACAAUUUUGAUAAUAAAGGGGUUAAUGCACCCAAAAUACUUGAUCUCUUCGCACUCACCAUGACACCUGAUGGUCGUAUUUCUUAUCUAUUAUGCAAAUAUUGUCUAUUUUUUCUAAGUAUAACAAACAAUCAUUUGUGACCGAUUUCCUUUAACUCCCAGUAUGUUUCUUUUAGGUGUAUUUGUCAGGAGAGGUGACAAGAACAGAAAUAGCAAAGCUAUGAAGAAAUCUUUUAAUAACAGAAGCAAGGAGUCCAACUCUAAUAAAUCAA